Messenger RNA from Sungouiella intermedia, 180 nucleotides. The record is from the annotation of a GenBank genome assembly. NCBI's taxonomy places the organism in Eukaryota, Fungi, Ascomycota, Pichiomycetes, Serinales, Metschnikowiaceae.
AUGCACAACUCUUCUAUCAAGUCGGGGUCAUUCCAGCUUGCGAUCGCUACUGAGGCGCCUCCUUCCUGUUUGGUCAGUGCUUGCUGGUUUAUCUGGUGUUUCGAAGACAUGAAUAGAGAAAGGGAGAGAAAGGGGGAGGAUUUGGAGAAAUUAGCAGUGAUUGAGGUAUUGGGAGGAUAA